UACCGGUGCGAAUGGCCCGGUUGUGCGAAACGGUUCACUACUAAGCAGAAUAAGAAUAGGCAUAUGGACAUACAUGCGACUAUAAAUAAGUACCGGUGCUCGAGGCCGGGCUGUGGGCAGGAGUUUUGUGACAUAACUGAUUUUAAACACCAUUUAGAGUUACACAGACACCCGGAUAAUUACCGGUGCCUUUGGCCGGGCUGUUACCGGCAGUUGAGUUGUAAUACAGCUCUAAAGACACAUAUGAGUGAACACACGGGUAGUCGUAGGUAUCGGUGCCAUUGGCCCGGAUAUGAGGCCGAAGACAGUGAGUCCGCGGAUGGCAUUGACUGCGAUGUCAGCCAUGAAUCAGACGAUGAGAUAAGCGAUGAAAACAACGAUGGGAUGAAUGAAAGACAAGACUCGAGAGGAAGUCAUAAGAAGUUGAAUGAAACCAAUGCUAAGAAAAGACAAUUGAAGGGAACGGGAGGACAGUAUGACUGCGAUUGGGAGGGAUGUGGCAAACGGUUUAAAACUAUAGCCCGUUUGAAACAACACACAAAACUGCACUCUGGUGUGGCCUACCGGUGCGAUAUACCCGGCUGUUUGUCUAACUUUCCAUGUCUUGCAUACCUUCAAAAACAUAAGAAUCGAGUAAAUCAUCAAAAGUUUUACGAAUCAAUGGCUGAGAAGAAGAUAAUCUCCGGAAGUGUUGAUGAAAAUGACGACAAGAAUACAAACGAUAGUCAAAGAGCGAGUGAAUUGAAAGCGAAACCAAAGUAUCGUUCAAUCGAUAGAAAGAACGAAGAGUUGAGUGAACGACAGGACUCGAGAGGAAGUCAUAAGACAUUCAAUGAAACCAAUGCUAAGAAAAAGCGUUUGAAGGGAACGGGAGGAAAGAAUGCGUGCGAUUGGGAUGGAUGUGGCAAACGGUUCGCACGUUUAGAUCACUUACAACGACACAAACACCUGCACUCGAGUGUGACCUACCGGUGCGAUAUCGGCACCUGUACUAAAGAGUUCGCCACUCCUGUGUACCUUAAGAGCCAUAAGGCGUGUCAUCGGGCGGAUAGACCCAAGUCUGAGGGCCGGUAUGUCUGCGAUUACUUGGGCUGUGGCAAGAAGUUUUCGUCGAGAAGUGGUCUUAAAGGACACGAACCCAUUCACUCGGGUGUGACCUACCGGUGCCCUGUCGAGGGCUGUGGGGCUACCCUUCAGUCGCAGUCAUACCUCAAAGCCCACCACAACAAGAGACACACGACUCGCCGACAAUACCGGUGCGAAGUGGACGGCUGUCAGCACGUGUUCCGCGUCAAAGAGUCCCUAACGCACCACCGGUUGGCACAGCACCCGGAGUCGAUGCCGGACUCGCCGUGGUUUGUGUGCCAGUGGCCGGGCUGUCAGUUUAGGACCAAAUGUAGACGCUAUAUACGACUACACGGCCCCAAGCAUACCAAACCCUACCGGUGCGAUGAGUGCGGCGCUAGUUUCUCGCAAAACCCUACUCUCGUGAGGCACCGGCGCGUACACGACAAGUCCGCCCAAUACCGGUGCCAUUGGCCGGGCUGUGAGAAGUUGUUUGCGGACACUAACGGGCUGGCGAUGCACACGAAUACGCAUACCGGCGCUCAGGUCUACCCGUGCCUAUGGCCCGGUUGUGACAAGACGUUCGUAUGGAGGGCUGCCCUCAACUAUCACACGAAGUGCCAUAAGGGCGGACAGUUAGGCAGCUACCGGUGCUAUUGGACGGGCUGUGCGUACAGGUCGACGAAUGCCAGUAAUUUUAAGAGUCACGUGUAUCGGCACAAGGGUUUGAAAGGAAUGCCUACCGACGACUACCUGUGCUCGUAUAGUGACUGCGGGUUUACGUCUCAAAAGUCGUCGGAAGUGAUAAAACACGUGAAGGAAAGCCAUAAUAAUUAA
Molecule: messenger RNA, 1902 nt
Organism: Oppiella nova
Lineage: Eukaryota; Metazoa; Arthropoda; Arachnida; Sarcoptiformes; Oppiidae
Source: the annotation of a GenBank genome assembly